AUGAAGACUCAAAUGCUCUCCUCCAUCGGCCUAUUUGCCGCAUCUGCUGUCGCUCAAGCUGUUUUGAACAGUGGAACUGGCUUUGGAACCCUUUACUACGACGUUGUUGAUGUUGAUGGCUGUCAAGACGACUUUUCUAACCAAAACCUUGGAUUUGUCGAAUGCAACUUUUUCACUGGUCUCUCACUGGAUGCGAUUAACAGUGACAACCUCGUUGCCAUGAACCACACUCUGCUGGCCGGCGAUUUGGCCACGUAUUGCGGCAAGAAAGUCAUUGUCACCACCAAUGGCGUUCAACAUGACCUCGACCUGUUUAUCGGUGAUGGCUGUGCCCGAUGCGCCGGCGGCUCCAGCAACAACGGCGUUUGGAACCCUAACGGUGCUCCAGGAUUGGAUUUCAGCUUCACUGUUGCUCAACAGCUGAACAGCAACGCGUGCUUCAAUGGUCACUUUGAUCUUAGCUGGGAAAUCGUUGAUGAGACCCUUUACAACUUCGACACCAACGCACCAGGUCAGCCUACCGGUCCCGUAAACCAGCGCCGCUCGGUCGACAAGCGAUCUGAGAGAGAUAGCCGCCGCCGUCUUUAG
Molecule: messenger RNA, 588 nt
Organism: Trichoderma atroviride IMI 206040
Lineage: Eukaryota; Fungi; Ascomycota; Sordariomycetes; Hypocreales; Hypocreaceae
Source: RefSeq, a predicted model, not a curated record